UCUUUCUAAUGAACAUCAAAAUCUUACUAUUCAACUCAUUCAAUCUGUCUUCUUUAACAAGUUUAAGUUUAUUCAAUGUGCAGGAGGAGAUUGGAGGCGAUUCUUUUGGUAAGUUUGAGCGGUGUACAGACAAUGGAGAUAAUGGCAAGCCUGUUUAUGUGAAGUCAUAUCGCAUUGAAGAUGUUGGUUUAGGCGUUCCAAUCUCAUUAAUCUGCCAAAUUUCCCUCCUCAAACAGAUGGAUCAUCCAAGAAUUACUAGACUGCAGGAAGUUUUAAUCAGCAUCACUGCCAGUCGCGUGUAUCAAGUUUUUGAGUAUGCAGGUCCUAAUCUAAAAGAUUUCUUGAAAAAUUCUCAAGAGACUGCCGGGAAUCGACAAUUAACAAAAAGCUUUAUGCAUCAGAUUCUCACUGGAAUCUAUUAUUAUCACUCGAACAAUUUUGUCCACGGAUUCUUAACUCCUUACCAACUGCUGAUAGAUAUUAAAAACAAUAGAUUGAAAGUGGCUCAUGUUGGAAUGGCUGUUACUCCCUCUUUCAAGGCACCUGAAAUUAUGCUUGGUUUCAAAAACUACUCUUUCCCUGCUGAUGUAUGGUCCAUCGGUUGCAUAUUUGCUGAGAUGGUCCUCCUCAAGCCUCUAUUUGGCAGUGCUGAUGAAUUUCAUGAAAGAGGCAGGAUAUUCAGCUUUAUGGGUACACCGAAUGAAGAAACCAUGCCUGGAGUGACUGCAGCAUAUGAAUAUCUCCAUUGUUUUACGAAACAUGAACCUAAGGAUCUUUCACCAAUUUUCCGCGACCACCUUGAGCCAGCUGGUUUUGAUCUUCUUAUGUACAUGUGAAUUUUCAUUUCAAUGGCAUCUUAUUGAAAGAGGAUUACCAGGUUUUUACUAACAUCAAAUACACCAAUAAAGACUAACCUGACCCUACAAUUGCAGGGCAAUUACACUUAUCCCUGGAGGUGGCUCAAAUGGUUUGUUUGAUGGGUACAAUCCAAACACUUAUCUAAUGACUAGACAACAUUGGUCCAACAACACCAACAAGGAUGCAAAGUCCCCAACUAGCAACUAAUGUGAGGUCUCAUGCCUCGCGUAAUACUCAUAGGUGCAUAAUAAGCUUACUUUUGUCUUUUUAUUAAUAUAUGAGUUAAUUUUGAUGUUGAUGAAUGUGAAAAUCAGCUAUGUUAAAGAAUAUGAAAUUAAGGUUGUUGAAUGAUUUUGCAUGAAAGGCGAAUGUUUGUUCA
Messenger RNA from Mangifera indica (mango), 1237 nucleotides. RefSeq names its product cyclin-dependent kinase A-1-like. Gene Ontology annotation, molecular function: cyclin-dependent protein serine/threonine kinase activity; ATP binding; cyclin binding. Lineage: Eukaryota; Viridiplantae; Streptophyta; Magnoliopsida; Sapindales; Anacardiaceae. The coding region runs from base 9 to 836 and encodes 275 amino acids. Gene Ontology annotation, cellular component: cyclin-dependent protein kinase holoenzyme complex; cytoplasm; nucleus. The record is from RefSeq and is a predicted model, not a curated record. The transcript has 8 exons. Gene Ontology annotation, biological process: G1/S transition of mitotic cell cycle; signal transduction; protein phosphorylation.